UCACUGGGAGAACUCCUCAGCUUGAAGGUUGCUUCCAAAGCCUUUAUGGUGUCCAAGCAGUGGUUCUGUGAUAAGUUCACUGUCAAGACACCUGAGGGCGACGACAUCUUGUUCCCUUGCUACUGCUGGAUUGGCUGUGAAAAAGCACUCGUCUUGAGGCCUGCCAAAGCUACACUGGACUUCCAGGACACUCAUCCCAAACUCCAGAGUCACAGGGCCAACCAGCUGAGGGAGCUGAGGGAACUGUACAGAUGGCGCAUAUACGAGGAGGGAACGCCAGAAGUGGUCCACUACAAAACAGUCCAGGAGCUCCCUGCCGAACUACGCUUCUCCUUCACCAAGGAGACGGAAUUCAUCUAUACCGCAGGGACACAGUUGGGUUUUCUGGGCUUGACCGGACUAUCCAUCUGUCCAUUUUCGUGGACCUGCAUUGAUUACAUGAGGAAAGUCAUUGCCAUUAAGAACAAUACUAUUGACUACAUCAAGGACAACUGGGACAAGGAUGAGUUCUUUGGCUCCCAGUACUUGAAUGGAGUCAACCCCAUGCUGAUCCAGCGUUGUUCCAAACUGCCAAAGAACUUCCCCGUCACCGAGGAGAUGGUCAAGGAUUCCAUGGGAGGAUGUACCUUGGAGCAGGAGAUGAUGAGAGGAAACAUAUUCCUGGCUGACUACAAGAUGCUGCACGGACUUGUGGGAAAUGUAAUCCACAAAAAGCAGCAGUAUCUAACAGCUCCUCUGGUACUGCUGUACUCCAACCCGAAUGGUAAACUGCUUCCCAUCGCUAUUCAGUUGAAUCAGGAGGCUGGGGCGGAAAACCCCAUCUUUCUUCCCUCGGACUCCGAUUGGGACUGGAAGCUGGCCAAGAUCUUUGUGCGGAACGCAGAGUUUGGCGUGCAUGAGGUCGAUUAUCACUUGUUGAGAACUCACCUGCUAGCAGAGGUGUUCACCGUGGCAACUCUGAGGAACUUGCCUCCCCCACAUCCACUCUACAAGCUCCUGUUUCCUCACAUCCGUUACACACUCCAGAUCAACAGCAUGGCACGCAGUCAGCUGAUAUCACCUAAGGGAGCCAUUACCACGUAUGCAGGAAUAGGAGGUCCAUCCUUGAUAGAGUUGAUGAAGCGAGCCACAGCUACCCUGACCUACAGCUCCCUCUGCCUGCCUGACAACAUCAAAGAGAGAGGCCUGGAGACGGUGCCCAACUACUACUACAGAGAUGACGGACUCAAACUGUGGAACAUCAUCAACAAGUACGUGGAGGGGAUUUUGACCCACUACUAUCAGUGUGGUGCACAUGUGCAAAAGGACGCAGAGCUAUGUGAAUGGAUCAGGGAGAUACACACCCAUGGCUUCCUAGGAAAUAAACAUUCAGGAAUCCCGUCAUCUUUCCAAACCCUGGCAGAGCUUGUCAAGUUUGUCACCAUGGUGAUCUUCACUGCAUCAGGCCAACACGCUGCUGUCAACAAUGGACAGUAUGAGUAUGGUGGAUGGAUGCCAAACUACCCUACUACCCUCAGGAAGCCCCCUCCCACAGUCAAGGGCCAGACCACUGAGUGCGUCUUCUUCGAGACCCUACCUGAUAUCGGCACAACUGUCAACGGCGUUGGUGUCCUGAGGCUGCUGAGCAAGGAAUCAACAGACCGACACCCUCUGGGAUAUUUACCAGAAGAUCUGUUUCACGAAGACGUCCCUCUCCGGGUCAUUGCGGACUUCCAGAGCGAUCUGAAGGAGCUAUCCGAGCUCAUCGAGAAGAGGAACAAGCCACUGGUGCUUCCCUACACCUAUCUGGAUCCCAAGAACGUGGACAACAGUGUGGCCAUCUGAAGCGUAGCCUCGCGAGCCAUCCUACGUACUUCCGCCAAAGGAUUGGCUCCACUACUGUAGUCUGGCCGUGCUUCUCUGUGGAGUGCCUGGAGCAAUACUCAUGAACGGUCAUCCGGGUACUUUGCUCUUAAAUUUGCGUUACGCCCCUUUAUGGGUGAAAACAAACCGAAUGUCUCAUUGACUAUGCUACAUUGGCUAGCCUAAAUGAAUACAUUCCAUGCUUCAGCCACGGCUGUUUGGCUAUAUUAUUUGAACAACCGGCAACGUAACACGUUUUCGGCAUGUUGCGCGUGAACAACGCUAGUCUACAGGUCCGUAUCUUUCGUUUAUUAAUCCCCAACAUCACCAAUUGACUUGCAUGUGUUGUUUUCCCCCACAAAUGGGCGUAACGCACAUGGAAAACGUCACGCCGUUCAUGAGUAUAGAAUUUUGAUCGCAACGCCCCCCCAGAAAACAGCUAAUAAUAGAAUACGCCCCCCACGUUGUCGAGAAAGGGGGAGGACGCUCCUGACAAUGACGUACACAUCUGCGCCAGAGCCAUUGGUCUGCGCUAUGUUGUUGUUGAGUAACUGCCAGCGAUUGGGUGAGAGGUGUCCAAUAAUUUCAAACCAUAACUGAAUGCAAGCUUCCUGCUUCCUACAAUUGCUUCAGAGCAAACAAAUGCCAGACCAUAAAUACGAAAUGAAAUGGUAGUAUUAUGGGAUGGUCAGGACCAGGCUAUCUGAAGCGUGCAUUGCAUUGCAUUUUGUCAUGAGUUUUGUGAAACUUCCUUUUUUAUAUUGUUUCCUCCGCUAAGGAGGUAAUGUUUUCGGUCGUGUUGGUUUGUCUAUCUGUCUGUUUGUCUGUCUGUCUGUUUAGGUGGUGGGCCCAGUCUCAUAUCUUGUCAGUUCGUUGGUGUUAACGAGUGGCAACUUUAUUUUUGCUUAUAUAACCCCCUGACAACCCAUUAAUCAAUAUUUUGGCUGUUGCCAUCCUCAAAACUUGCACAUUGAUUUAUAAAAAUGACAACAAAAAACUAGCCGACCGAGUGACGUCACGUCAAUGAAAAAUCAACGAGGCAGAAUACAGCUAGCGCGUGCAUGCUACCCGGAAACGUCAGAUUUCAUGGCAAAAAGUUACAAGUUGGAGGGUAAGUGGGCUCACUUGUUGAGUACAUGCAAAAACAAAUAUUUUUCUCAAACUUUCAGAAGUGCUCUUUUUUGCUGUUAGUGUUCGACUGUCUGACCAUCAUUGGGCAACGAGAGAUAAAUGUCAAAAAGAAGACAGGUCUGUUCCCUCAAAGCAUUGAAUAGAGCAAUGAGGUGACGGGGGUAUAUCAAUUCGCCAAAAAACUAUGUGUCAGUAAAGAAAUGCAAGCUGUGUUAUUUUGUCCAGUAACAGGAAAAUGGUCAGGAAUGAAAUGCCUACGUUGUUUCAAUGAUUAGGCGAAUUAUCUGCCUAUGAAAAAAGCCCGAUAUGCGGAUAAAUAUUCCCUUUUCAACUUUGAGGGGCAGAGACUUCCCAUUGACUGUGCAUUAUAUGACGUCACCCCCAGUCUUUUUUAUUUUCUUUAUUUUGUAAUAUCAACGUGCAACUUUUCAGCGUGGCAACAGCCAGAAUAUUGCUUUACAUAUAGUCAGGAGGUCAUAUUAGAAAAAUCAAGUUGCCACUCGAGAGUGAGAACGAAACUCGUUUUCUAAAGGAGCUACGAAAUCUAGCCCACCGUCUGGUUUGUUUAUCAGCACGAUAACUCAAAAACGAAUUAAAAUAUUUGGACUAAACUUUGUGGAGUUGUUGGUAAUGACCCAAGGAACAAGUGAUUAAAUUCUGGUGGUGAUCCGGAUCACGAACUGGAACCAGGACAUUUUUAAAGAUUCUGUCAGCAGGCUACUGUAACUCAAAAAUUAAUCAACGGAUUUAGACGAAACUUUGUGGAGUUGUUGGUAAUGACCCAAGGAACGAGUGAAAGAGUGGUGAUCCGGAUCACGAACCAGAACCAGGACCUUUUUAAAGAUUCUUCAUCAUUGCUGGCCUAUAAAUCUAGACGCCCUUAGUGACCGCAAAUUGAAUUCCGGGCCAGGGAAAAACAUUCCAGUUUCUAACUCUACAAAGGAGGCAGAAAGAGAGGGUGUAAUAUAGUCAAUGUUCUAUUAAGCAGCUUCCUUGGCGGAGGUCUGCGCUCUGAGUGCUUCUAGUUCAACAUCACAUUAAGGGCCGUACACACACGUCGCUGCUAGUUACUCGCUCAGCGAAUGAACUCAAUAGAAUGUCAAUGUGUCCCAGCGAGACUCGCAGGCGAGUAGGCGAGUACUGUACAAGCGAUGCGAUGUGGGCGGAUUCCGAGUUGAAAAUAUUUUAUCUUCGAGCGAGGCGAGUAAGCGAGUAACCAAUAGGAAUGCAGAGUUCGGUACUUCUCGGCUGUCCAUUGGCAGUUAAAGCCGCGGGAACUUUCAGCGAACGUUCCAUGAAAGAGUGGCGAGUAGGGGAGCAAGCGAGAAGCUAGCUUUGUGUGUGUACGCCGCUUAAGUCUCACAGAAUAAACAGAGCCAGUAUAAACAAAGUAUAAGCAGGUAUAAGGCAUGUUGUGCAUUUGGGUGGUUUUUGUUUUGUUUUUUUAAAGAACCUUAUUUGGCAUCUGCAGUUACUGUUCUGUUUUUCCUGUGCACCAUGUAUCUGCAAGUGUUUUAUGCUAUGAGUAUGUCCUUGAUUGUAAUGUAAGUUACUUUUGAUAAAAGCAUCUGCCAAAUGUAAUGUAAUACAGCCUAAGAGAGUAGAGUAGAGUAGAGUAGAGUAGAGUAACUUAAUUGAUCCUUGGACGUGUUGAGUUGCUUACAUAAAUACGAAAUUCCGAAUUGAAAGAAUUUCAAUUCAAAGCAAUGCCAUAAUACGAACACUAGGAGGUGGUGUCCUAUGUACUUUCAAUGGGUGGUGUAGAUUAAAUUCAAAGAAAUUCAAGGUAAUGACACCACCUUGUGUUCGUAUUAUGGCAUUACUUUGAAUUGAAAUUCAUUCAAUUCGGAAUUUCGUACAAGCCUGAUGCCCACAUGGACAUUUCAAGACACAUAUAACAGUCAGGAAGGGAAAAUAAAAACUACAGGGAAAAAAAUAGAAAAUGCAAUUGUGCAAAAACACAUGUUCUGAGUCGAAGUAGAAAAGAGAUUAAGAUGACCAAGAAUGAGUGUUGACCAAUAAAUCUAUGAUAUAGUAUUGCGAUGUACAGUUGUAUUGUGAUGUAGAGUAGGGAGAACUAAGGCAUAAAUAGUAUUCAGCAAAGAACAUCAAUCCGAGUAAGGUGCAUGAAGACAAAAGGUUAAGUGAUCAUAAAGCAGCACUGAGCAUGAUAGGGGUGAGGAUUUCUCAAUCGUCAUCUUUUUGUGAUAAACCGAAAAACUAUGUCCAGUGGUCAUGAGAGUUCCGCAGUGCUGUGAUUAUCAAAGAUAGAGCAUUGUAACAGUCCCUGGUAGUGAAAAAUGUUCCAUCCUUGAAAAAAUGGAGCAUACAGCUCUUGGGCUAGGGGUGGGCGAUAUGAAGAUAUUAAUUGUCAAUCGUGAUAUCGACUACAAGAUCGUCUCGAAUCUGCCAAAGAAGAAAUCGUAUAGAUCGUCUUACAGUGAAGAUGUUAACUAUCAGUAUCAAAGUGAUAUUUACCUGUGUUGUUGUCUUCAUGCUUAUUCUUUACAUUAUUGUAUUCUAGUUGUGCACUUUAUGAGAGUGUCAUCAGUGUGUUAACAUUUUAUCAAUUGCAAAUUACAAAUUGCAAGCAUGUCAAAACUGAUUUUUGAUGUUUUUAUUUUUUGGGUGGAAGAUC
This is a messenger RNA of Engraulis encrasicolus (European anchovy), 5611 nucleotides long. Its product is annotated as polyunsaturated fatty acid lipoxygenase ALOX15B-like. The coding region runs from base 46 to 1824 and encodes 592 amino acids. NCBI's taxonomy places the organism in Eukaryota, Metazoa, Chordata, Actinopteri, Clupeiformes, Engraulidae. Gene Ontology annotation, molecular function: oxidoreductase activity, acting on single donors with incorporation of molecular oxygen, incorporation of two atoms of oxygen; iron ion binding; protein binding. The record is from RefSeq and is a predicted model, not a curated record. Gene Ontology annotation, biological process: lipoxygenase pathway; hepoxilin biosynthetic process; arachidonate metabolic process. The transcript has 13 exons.